Messenger RNA from Parnassius apollo (apollo), 1135 nucleotides. The record is from the annotation of a GenBank genome assembly. Lineage: Eukaryota; Metazoa; Arthropoda; Insecta; Lepidoptera; Papilionidae.
GGGAAAUUCUCAAGAAUAUGGACCCCCUAGAUUCCGUGGCGGAUUAUCUCAGGAACAUGGAUAUCCCAACUUGCGCAGUGGUACAGAAUCUGGGAGAAAAUUAUCACAGGAUUAUGCACCGUCAGUCCGUCUCUCACAAGAGUACGACUCUCUUAGCUCUUUGAGACAGAUCUUUUCGGCGGUUAAGUCAAAAACAGGAACAUCUCAACUGUACGGUGCUGUAAAAACGUCUCCUUCGGACGUAUACAGUGCCCCAUCAUUCAGAUCGUCUCCAACCACACAACACGGUGCCCCUGAAUAUCAACCAACGAAUACUGAAGAUUACAAUGCCCCAUUCCAAAGAAACAGUGGCUUUUCGAAUACUAGAAGCUCUUCGACCGUUCAAAAGUACGGUGUGCCCAAAUCUCGUAGUAGCCAGUUGCGUUCUGGCUCCGUAUCACAGGAAUAUUCACCUUCUUCAAGAUCUAAUGCACAGCAGGCGCACAAGACAUUAGAAGAUUUCUCAUUUGGCGCUCAAAGUCUCGCCAAAUCAUCAAGAAACAGUCCUUCCCAAAUUUAUGGAACACCAGCUAACUCUCUGGCGACUCAGUAUAGUGCACCUGAAGCUAUAAAUGCUGAUGCAUAUUAUAGUGAAUCAGGUGUGUUGUCGACAACGUACAACAUACCUAAUGGAUGGAGUAUCUCUCAGGAAUAUGGUGUGCCAGAAACAGGAGCAGCUUUGAAAUCAAGCACCCUUGCAUCAUCUUAUCCAUCAACUAGAUCACCAUCUCGGGAAUACGGCGCACCAUCAUCUCGUACCGCCAUGCCCUCGCCGCAGUACGGGGCUUCAAGAAACCUCGACGGAUACUCAGACCGGAGCUACGAGAGCUGUGCAAGAAAUUCUUUAGAAUUGCUUAAUCAGGAACCAGCGAACUAUGAGUUCUCCUACAAAGUGAGUGACUACGAGAGCGGAAGUGACUUUGGCCACGCGGAAAACCGGCAGGACGAUAAAGCAGAAGGGGCGUACUUUGUCGUACUUCCUGAUGGAACCAAACAGGUGGUAGAGUACGAGGCUGAUGAAGAUGGAUUCAAGCCAAGGAUCUCGGUUAUACCAGCCGACACUGCAUCUAGCCGCGCAGGUGACUGGCCUUAUUGA